GUGUUGUAUUCAAAUAGGUUAGCAAAACACUAGUGUUGUAACAAACUAUUGGUGACAUUAAUUGAGUGACAAAUGAAACCAAAGACAAGAGUAAGAAAAUUGAUCCGAAUUUCGGACUCAGAGUCGGAUUCAAACACAAACACAGACAUAGACUCAGACAACGAAGCAAUGGUUAUGAGACCGAAGACAAGUCGGAAAAAACGACAACGAAUUGUCUCUGAAUCUGAUUCAGACAAUGAAGCUAUGGUUGUGUCGACCAUUGAUGAAGAAAGUGAUGACAUCGAGUUCGUCGAGUUUAUACCCAACUGUCGGUCAACUAUUGCCACCACAAGAUUGUUGAGAAAAACUUCGCUGUGGAGUUCAGACACUGAGAGCUCGAUGGACAGCAAUUUAGACGAUUCCGACCUCGAGAGUGAUUGGAUGACUCAAACUGAUUGGAUCUCCAAUGAGUUGCAACUUAAGCCAACUGACGUUAACUCAAUUGUCAUCGAUAAAGUCAAUGAUAGUGAUUGUAUCAAACCCGAUAUAACAGCAUUGGUUCCAAUUGAAGAUAAAACUGUGGCCACUGUGGCGACUACUGAAGCAGUUAAUGAGUUAGCAGUGGCAUUGCCGCAGAUUCCACAGGAACCACAGCCACCACAACCACAAUUGCCUUCAUUGCCGUAUCAGUUGAGUGUUUUGGUGCACACACCUAACAAAGUACCGCAAUCUAUCAUUAAGUUUAAGAAUGGAGUGCAAACUACUAUUCCUCCGCCACAACAGUUGCCACCAGUGAUUGUAUUCUCCGUUGAAGAAGCAAUGAUUACUAUAAAUAAAGUGAAAAAGUGUUUGAAUAACGACACGGAUGACAUCGAAGCUUUAGAGCGAACAAUGAAAGUAUCACUUUUGUGUCCAAUAUCAAAUUUACGUGUGAAGACACCGAUGAGAUCAAAACAUUGUCUACAUUUUGAUUGUUUCGAUGCCGAUAAUUAUAUAAAUAUUCGGUGGAAUAAACACCAACAGGACUGGAAAUGUCCUAAAUGUGCAAAACAAGCACAACUACCCGAUCUAAUCAUUGACAGUUUAAUGCAACACAUUUUAUCAAUGACUGCCAAUUAUGAUCCGCCCGUUGAGAACAUCAUAUUUGAUCCAAAUGCCAUUUGGAUGCCUGACAUUAAAAAACAAGAUAAUCCAUUAAACCAUAAUGGAGAUACAAAUGUGGUCAGUUUAGAUGCAACUCAAGACGAUAUAAUUGAUAUACUCAGUGAUGAUGACAGUGACACUCCUCCACCGCCUCUUGCUAUUUCUGCUCCGAAGUCUAUGCCAACCGGUAAUCAAUUGUUGGACACAUUGUAUGCUCAGAUGACUCAGGCAAAGAAUACCGAACAACAUGUCUCGUCAAUCGUUCAGACAAAUAGGGAACAAACGAGAGGUAACAUUGAAAAGCAGACUUCAAUCAACAAAAUACUAGAAUUUUUAACCGAAUCAGAACACGAAUUGCGAUCCAAUUCAAAUCACUCCUCGACCACCACUACUGUUCAACAAUCGAGACCAACAACAAGUGGUUCAAUAAAUUUAAGAAAUCCAUUACAACCACAAACUCAGAUAAGACAACAACAACAACAACAAAGACUUGCUUCGACUUCACAUCCGUCCACUAGUUUUAAUGUAGUGAUGAAUAGAACGACAGGAAAUACAAUAACACGUCCAAUAGCUUCAACAUCAAGUGUGACACAGGCAUCGACACAAGCGAACCGACCAACAAAUACAGGUAGUAAUCAACCGAUUCGUAGUAAUUGGCAAUUUAAAUUUGAUACGACGACAACCAAAUUAGCGGCAAUUGUAUGUGAAGGUUGUGAUACCACUAUCAAUGUUGUUGGUCUUAAUGUACUCGAAGUUUCGCAACAACAACAACAACAUCUCAUUUCACAUGUUCAUCAAACUUUUCAAAGAAAUCAAUCAAUUAGUAAUUCAAGACAAGUUGUGACCAAUGCUGUCCCACAACAAAAUAAUAUACAAUCUCAUCGACAACAUUAUCCACAACAACAACAACAACCACAGCCACAACCAGCUCAUCAAUAUCAAGCACCGGCUCAACGAUACCCUCCGCAACAACAAUAUCCACCAAAUAUGCUUUUGAAUUAUAAUUAUACACACAAUAACCAACAAUAUUAUAAUUACUCUCAUCAUCAACAACAACAACAACAACAACCGAAUCCUCAAGGAAUGUAUGGUCAAAAUGGCCAACAAUAUGCAUAUAAUCCACAAUCAUAUUAUUACAAUUAUUAUCCACCACAACAACAAUAAUCGUUUAGUAGUACUUACCGUAUGACUAAUAAAACUUAUAAUAAAUUUAUCGACAUUUCUCAGAUCAAUUAGAUAAUCAAUUUUAGUACAUGUAUUUCUUUAAUUAUACUAAUGAAACAUAAGUUACAUAACAUACCGUAAGU
Messenger RNA from Oppia nitens, 2429 nucleotides. RefSeq lists its product as uncharacterized. The transcript is spliced from 6 exons. NCBI's taxonomy places the organism in Eukaryota, Metazoa, Arthropoda, Arachnida, Sarcoptiformes, Oppiidae. Bases 73 to 2286 code for a protein of 737 amino acids. Gene Ontology annotation, molecular function: zinc ion binding; SUMO ligase activity. Gene Ontology annotation, biological process: protein sumoylation. The record is from RefSeq and is a predicted model, not a curated record.